Phytophthora infestans T30-4 is the source of this 762-nucleotide messenger RNA. Its product is annotated as peptidyl-prolyl cis-trans isomerase C. Bases 1 to 762 code for a protein of 253 amino acids. The record is from RefSeq and is a predicted model, not a curated record. Gene Ontology annotation, molecular function: peptidyl-prolyl cis-trans isomerase activity. NCBI's taxonomy places the organism in Eukaryota, Oomycota, Peronosporomycetes, Peronosporales, Peronosporaceae. The transcript has a single exon. Gene Ontology annotation, biological process: protein peptidyl-prolyl isomerization.
AUGGCUCCCCGAACUGGCAGCGCGCCGGAUGCGCGCAAGGUGAUUCUUCUGGGAAUGGGGCUAAUCUUUGUAGCCUACUUCGUUGUGGUGAACGUAUUCUUCGACUUAUCGGCACAGAGUCCGCAUUUGACGCAGCAGGCGGGCGAGCAAGCGCGUGAAUUCACUGACGAAAUGGCACGAGAGGGGGUGAAUGCUGAUAAAAAGGCUGCAAUCCCCGCACCCACGAGGUCAUGGGAGCCUAAAUCUGACCGCAAGUAUGUGUGGCUGGAUGUGGCCAUCGACGACGUGUACGUGGGCCGUGUCACGGCGGAGUUAUACGCUGACAUCGUACCUAAAACGGUGGAGAAUUUCCGAGUGCUAACCACGGGCGAGAAGGGUCCGGACUACGCAUUUAAGGGCAGUGUAUGCCACCGCAUUCUCAAGAACUUUAUCGUACAAUGUGGAGACUUUACGACGGGCACCGGAACAGGAGGUCGCAGCAUUUAUGGCGGCAGAUUUGACGACGAGCCGAAUGGACUGAGACUCAAGCAUUCGAAGCGAUACAUCCUGCAGAUGGCCAAUGCUGGGCCUAAUACUAACGGCAGUCAAUUCUGCUUCAUGCUGAACGCUGCGCCUCAUCUUAACGGCAAACACGUAGUGUUCGGAGAGGUAGUGGAGGGAUUUGAGGUCGUGGACAAGAUGGAACAGGCUGGCGCGGAGAGAGAUGGCAUCCCAUUGCAGCACAAGGUCAGCUUCACAGACGGAGGCGAAAUUCUCUUCUAG